AUGUCGUUGCAAGAGUCGGACUACGUCAUCGUUGGAGCUGGCGUGAACGGUAGCUCGAUCGCAUACACCCUCGUUACUCUUGGUUUUAAAGUUACUCUUCUCGAUCGAUCCCCGGAUGGUUUCGUUGCUCCUGAUGCAGCUUCGCAUGAUCUCAACAAGAUUGUUCGUGCAGAUUAUAAGGAUUGCAAUUAUGGCACGCUUGCUAAGGAAGCCAUUUCUCGAUGGCGUACGUGGCCUCUUUUCAAGCCGUUUUACCAUGAGGUGGGAGUUUUGUUCAGGUCUAGUGAGGCGGGGAAUGUUUUCAGUGGAGUAGGUAGUGCAGAGGAGUAUGUUGAGAAUGCUAUCAAACAUGCCCAGUUGGAAGGUGAUAGGAGGUUUGAAAUUGGAGGGGAGGAGGGUUUGAAGAGGACUGCCUACAAACUGGUGUGUGAUGAACAGGUGAAAGAGAUUUUUCAACGUGUUGGUGCAGAGGUUACCGUGGGGAAGGGGUUGGAUGGGAUGGGGAGCAAACAGACUGGUUAUUUUAAUCCCAGGGGUGGUUGGGCUGAGGCCAACAAUGCUUGCAGGGCUUUGCUUGAGCAUGCGAUCCAGUUGGGGGUUAGGGUUGUUCCUGAUGCGAGGGUUACCGAGUUCACUUAUGAUGCAGGUAAGGUCAAUGGUGUAAAGACUGCUGAUGGCAGGACUUUUGGAGCGAGGAAUGUUGUCCUUGCUACCGGUGCAUGGACUAGUGAUCUUCUCUCCACCCUCUUGCCCAGUACGACAGGCAAGGAUGAUCAAGCAAAGUGGUUGACCCGCCCCUCAGCUCAAUGUGUCGCCAUCCUCCGUCUUACCCCCACCGAAGCAGCCGAGUUGAAAGACACACCAGUCAUCAUCAACUUCUCUUCUGGCUUCUACCAAUUCGAACCUGUCCUCAUCCCCGAUCUCAAUGAAUGGCAAAUCAAGAUCGCCUACCACAGCAAUGGAUACCUCUACCCCAAACCUCCUAGUGAAUGCAACGGCAAAUACCCUUGCUUCCAAGAUUCCGCACUCUCACACCCAACAGGUGCCCGUGAAAUCGGUGCAGAAGCUUCCACCUCCGAAGAUCAACACUACCAGAUGGCUGAAUCGACGAUCCCCGCUAAUCGACUAGACGACAUGCUCAAAGAACUAAGUCAGAUCUAUCCAUCACUUGCAAAAAAAGACAGAGUCAUCACAACCCGUGUCUGUUGGUACUCGGAUACACUCGACGAAAACUGGAUCAUCGACACCCUCAACAACCAUCCCUCAUGCAAUAUGCAAUUUGCUAAAAACAUCUGGGUCGUCAGCGGAGACUCAGGACAUGCAUACAAGUUCUUACCCAUGAUAGGCGAUUUGUUUCUCACCAUUGCUGGUAUCAGUGCCAACAUUCGAAACCUUGAUCUAAGCAGGUUUUCUUUCGCUCACCAAGCAAAGUUACAUCAGGACAGGUGCGACGGUAACAAGAUCGAAAGUGCAGAUAGCAAUAGGUUCCAUUCUACUCUUGCUCAGCUUUCAACUGCCCAGAAUUCAAGGGCUAGAUUGUAG
Messenger RNA from Ustilago hordei, 1542 nucleotides. RefSeq lists its product as uncharacterized. The record is from RefSeq and is a predicted model, not a curated record. Gene Ontology annotation, molecular function: flavin adenine dinucleotide binding; sarcosine oxidase activity; L-pipecolate oxidase activity. The coding region runs from base 1 to 1542 and encodes 513 amino acids. The transcript has a single exon. Lineage: Eukaryota; Fungi; Basidiomycota; Ustilaginomycetes; Ustilaginales; Ustilaginaceae.